Molecule: messenger RNA, 2322 nt
Organism: Lachancea thermotolerans CBS 6340
Lineage: Eukaryota; Fungi; Ascomycota; Saccharomycetes; Saccharomycetales; Saccharomycetaceae
Product: KLTH0F16654p
Exons: 1
Coding region: 1-2322 (773 amino acids)
Biological process (GO): fungal-type cell wall organization
Source: RefSeq, a predicted model, not a curated record
AUGAGCUUGCAUAGCGCGCACACGCUGGAUACCUUACAGGAAGAGGCCGGGACUCCUAGAAGCAAACACAAUGUUUCUACACAAUCACCUGCACUGCGAGUGAAGACCGGACUAUACCCGAAGCCUAGCAGUGGAUCCAGCAAUGGUAGCAAGACCAUAGGAUUAGGCAUUGCACGUAGACCUAGCGACAAUCUACUGAUGAACUUAGCCCAGGAGCAGCAGAGGCAGCAGGGCCAGCCGUCAGCUGUGGUACCGCCGCCUUCGCGCAAACAACUGGUUUCCAGUAACGAUAGACCGCUGUCCAACGAAUCAAUCUUAACACAAAACUCCGCAUUAUUUUCCUCUAAUCCGAACUCCACCGCAUCAUCCUCCAGCGACAACUCGCGCGGUUCUUCUUUUAUCGAUGAUCUCUCAACGGAUAGUGUUAAGCGUAUCGGUGACGAAACGACUUUCGCGGAAACUGACGGGGAAUCCACAAUAGACCUAACAUCCACUUUAGGAUCAGAAGUGUCCAACUCUACCCACCAGAGUCUGGUCUCCGCACCACCUAAGACCCGAUAUGUUUUUACAAAUAGCUCCCUGACACGAUCACAGGUGUCAUUUUCAGCCAGCAGCCCCUCUCCUUUGAAAAACAACAUAAGCCCUAACGCAGCCCCUAACAAGCUCUUUUCCAAAUCGACAUCUGCUUUAUCACAACAACAGGUUUUGACUCCUUCUCAGAGGUAUCGCCUGCGCAAAGAAAAAAACAAGACGGCAUUACAGAAUUCCAUAAAGCAAAAGGAAAAGUUCUACGAGGAGCAGGAGAGCCCCAACACGGGUGGUUAUACGAACGAAAGCGACAUCGACAACUCUUUGAUUUGGAACAUUCCUGUAGCGUCAAACAGUACGAACUCGUUUCUGAUGUCUCUGAAACCACCUCCAAAAACCACCAGAUCCAAAAGCACGGGAGGGUUUUCAAGGUCUUCCUCUCAGCAUUCUAACUUAUCUGAGUCUAACUCUGGGUACCUCGACUACCAUGAAAUGCCACCGUCGCCAGUACCGGGCUUACACAAGACUUCUGAUUUUGAAUAUCUCCAGAAAACUUCAGAGAGUUUGUCGACCAUAUACCAACACUCCUCGAAUAGGUUUUCUCAAAGCAAACUAUGGGAGCGGAACAGCUCAAUGGAAUUUUUGCCAAUGCAGUUUAAAACAGCUAGUGAUGAAGGAAUGGAAGACCUAAGACUUGUUUCUGACGACAAAGUUCGGCUGUGUAGCCCCUCAAGGCCUACGUGGCUGCCCCCAAAGGUCGAGAGCGAAAGGAAGAGCCAUGAGGAACAGAUAAACAAAACAAUGAGUAUGGCCUCGAUUGACUUGUUAGACAAAAGUCGCGAAAGAGAAGAGCGUCUUGUCCGCGACGAAACAAACCGACAAAAAAUUGUACUGCUAAUUGACCGAGGCUUAACUCGGCAGUCCUCGUUACACAAUCUGAAAAAAAUUAUUUGGGAUACGCAGUUAAUGCCAGAGGUUCGAGCUCAAGUCUAUGAUAAAAUUCUACAAAGCGAAAGUCGCUUGAUAUCGAAGUUAUAUAUUGAGCCACUUCGAGACAUCUCCAGUGUUAUGGAUAAAAUGCAUUUUCCUAGAAGCAAGCAAACGGAAAUUGAGAGGCUCAUUGCUCGUAUCCCUGCAAUUGAGGAAUUGAAGGAUGUUGAGGACUUGAAACAUCUCCUCAAACUCAAAUCGAUUUCUAGCAAGGGACUAUUACCUGGCGAUGAGCUUUUAUUCUUUCAUCUUUUGAUUGACGGCUCAUUCUCCAAUAUUGAGCAAAUAUGGGAGAUGGUUAACCUGAUACAGCUUACAUGCUUCAACGAAGUGACAGCAGAGAAGUUUGAUGCUCGCGCUGUGGGCUCGCGUGGUGUGGUAGCGCACUAUCUCUGCAAAAACGAUGAGUUCAAAAACGAAUUCAACUCUCGUUGCCUCAAUAUUGGAACAUGGUGGAACGUGCUUCAGCGUGUCAACCAUUCUCUCUUCAUGUGGUGUUUGGACGUGAUUGUCGCUCACAAUAGUCAGUGCUUCAAAGCGUCUUCUAUUCAGAAGGAGAAAUUUGUUGAUAAGCCAUGGGAGCUGUACAUGUCACAACACGUUGUUGUCAACUACAAAAUCUUGGUAUCCAUGAUGCUAAGUGUUCUACUUAACUAUCAUUUUGGCUUUAACGACUUGAUCUCGUUGGCCGAUUUACAGGACAAGGAAUUCCGUAUACCCUGUCCCAUGGACACCUUACUCGAUGAAUCUUCGGUUUAUGAGGUGUUUGUCAAGAAAUGGCGUCAUUACUAUAAGAAGUUCUGA